AUGACCUUGAGAAGCGGCAAAAAAGUUGAAGGGUCCCAACUAGUAGUCCCUAAAGGUAAGAGCGAUGAGCAAAUAGAAAAGGAGUUUGAGGAAGAAGGAGGGGGAAAUUCAAAUCCCAAAAUAAUCUCCGACUCUCUUGUGAAUCAUAAAUCUAAUACUCCACCUUUUCCUAACAAGUUGGGAAAGCCAAGGAAACUAGAGAAGGAGAAAGAGAUUCUGGAGAUGUUCAGAAAAGUGGAGAUAAACAUCCCCAUGUUGAACGCAAUCGAACAAGUACCAAAGUAUGUAAGGUUUCUGAAAGAUUUGUGCACUAAUAAGAGGAGACUAAAGGGUGAUGAAAGAGUAGUGAUGGGAGAAAACGUAUCAGUUAUACUCCAAAGGAAGUUCCCACCCAAGUGUAGGGAUCCAGGUAUGUUCAUGAUCCCAUUUAAGAUGGGAAAUACUACAAUUAAGAAAGCAAUGCUAGAUUUGGGAGCAUCUAUAAAUGUAAUAUCUAAAACUAUUUAUGCUUUCUUAAAUUUUGGGCCAUUAAAAGAAACUAGAAUCAUAAUUCAAUUAGCAGACCGUACUUAUGCUUAUCUGGAUGGGCUAGUUGAAGAUGUCUUAGUGCAGGUAAAUAAACUAGUAUUUCCAAUUGAUUUCUAUGUUCUAGAUAUGCGAGAUGAAAAGUCUGUGAAUCCGUCACCUAUCCUAUUAGGUAGACAUUUCUUGAAUACUACUAGGACUAAAAUUGAUGUAAAUAAGGGUACUUUGUCAAUGAAAUUUGAUAGGAAGACUGUACAUUUUAAUAUUUUUGAUGCCAUGGGGUACCCUAAAGAGUCUAACUCGAUUUUUGCUUUGAGUGUCAUUGACCCACUUGUGAAGGGAGUUUUUGAAUUUGAUGGUAAGAAUGAACAAGAGAUAACUUUGACUAAGCAUCUUGAGUUAGGAGCAACUCUUGAUGUAGAACUAAGUGAUGAACUACGACAUAUGGUUGAAGCAUUACACUCACUUCCAUCUAUUUCUCUAAGAUAUGAGCUUGCUACCCUUUUUACACUAGAAACUCAUCAAAAGUUGUUGUCUUCUAUUGUACAGGCACCAAAGUUGAAGAUCGAACCUCUCCCAAGCCAUUUGAAGUAUGUGUUUUUAGGAGACAAGGAGACGCUACUAGUCAUUAUCUUUGCACACUUGUCACCUAGUCAAGAGGACAAACUGGUUCGACUUAUUCAAGAUUAUAAGAAAGCGAUUGGAUGGACCAUUGCAAAUAUCAAAGGAAUCAGCCCCUCCUUAUGCAUGCACAGGAUUAGGUUAGAAGAGGAUGCAAAACUAGUGAGACAAGCUUAG
Messenger RNA from Coffea eugenioides, 1323 nucleotides. RefSeq lists its product as uncharacterized. NCBI's taxonomy places the organism in Eukaryota, Viridiplantae, Streptophyta, Magnoliopsida, Gentianales, Rubiaceae. The transcript has a single exon. The record is from RefSeq and is a predicted model, not a curated record. Bases 1 to 1323 code for a protein of 440 amino acids.